Chlamydomonas reinhardtii is the source of this 4063-nucleotide messenger RNA. RefSeq lists its product as uncharacterized. The coding region runs from base 609 to 2450 and encodes 613 amino acids. NCBI's taxonomy places the organism in Eukaryota, Viridiplantae, Chlorophyta, Chlorophyceae, Chlamydomonadales, Chlamydomonadaceae. The record is from RefSeq and is a predicted model, not a curated record. The transcript is spliced from 8 exons.
CUAGAUACAGCAAGCAAAGGCAUUGGCACAGGCGAGCAUCGGUGACACCGGUGCAAUCGGUCGCCCACCACCAAGUGUUUGCCCCUUGCCUCGUUUGACCGCUAUUCUCUUGAAAACAUAAACAUGACUGACGAACUCAUGAAUCACUCAUGAUACGUCUGCCAACGGGCCUUGUUCCGUUGGUGGCGGCCUGGGGCCUUCAGAGCGCGCUUCACAGCGGGCUUGUAUGGCUCCAGGCCGACCAACCCACCUCAGCGCUUACUGCGCACGUAGUGCUGUCAAUGUUAACAUUAGUGUUAGUGCUGGCGGCUCUGGCAACGGUUCACCUGAGCUUUGCUCCUCGCGCUAUCAGCCAAAGUUCACGAACGGAAGAGCUACAAAUCUUCAUUAGGCUUCCUUCAGGGCAACUCGUCACGUUCGUGGGACCUGUCGAUGCCACUGUGGGCUCUGUCUUCGACUUUAUCGCUUCCACGACCCUCUUCCAUCUAGAUAACAGCCGGAUAUGGCGCUUGGUCGCACGCGGCGGCGACACGCUGCUGGAGCGUUCGACCGUGCUGGCACGUCGUGGCCUGGCGUCCGGUUCCGAGCUGCAAGUGCUCGCACGGCUAAUGGGUGGCACUCCAAAGAGAAGGCCAUCAGCACCCUCAGACAACUGGCUCAGCCUCCACCGCUUCACCCGCUUCCAAAACCACUUUGGAGACCCCGUCUACACGUGCACCAACCCUGGAUGCCGUUCGCCAACGCAGUUCAAGGAUAGAGCGGCUUGCUCUCGCCACGAAAAAUGCUGUGAGGGUGCACCUCGGGACCUCCCUCUCCCUGCCGGUACCGGUGGCGAAGGCGGCCUAGGAGACGCUGACGUUCCUGAGGGAGGGAGGGAUUCGCUUGCGGGUUCUGUUAGUGAGAGCGACAGCAUGCACACUAGCGGUAGCGGCACCGACAGAGGUAGCGGCACCGACAGCGGUAGCGGCACCGGCAGCGGUAGCGGCACCGGCAGCGGUAGUGGCACCGGCAGCGGUAGCGGCACCGACGGCGGCGGCGGCGGGAAUGUUGGCGAUGGCAGUGACAGGAGUGGUGGUGGCUACAGUAAUAGCGGCAGCGCCCGGGUUGACAGCGACUACCUAUACUCCGAUGAGGAAGAGGAAGAUGCUGCUGACGCUGAACCGGGUCAUUUCCUGGCGGCAGCUCUACACCGCGUUGUGGCUUCUCUCGACCAGGACGACCCUGCCAACAUCAACACCAUUGAGCUGCUGAAUGCUAUUCUGCAGCAAUUCGGGCACCUGGCGCCUGUUGACGGCGACGGUGAUGCUGAUGACCAAGCCGGUGCGGUUGCCAACGACCUUGCGGCGCAGGGCAUGGUCAUGCAACCCACCAACAUCUCCGAACUACAGCAUGGUGCGCGGUCUGUGCAGCACUUCAAGGGCAUCAUGUCAGAGCCGCUGUGGAGAACAGGCACUCAAUCUGCACCUAUCACUGUGGGGCAGUUUGCUUACGCUUGGAUGAAGGAGAAGAUUGAUGGGCGCGUACGGGAUAAUGUUGCGGACCGUCAGCUGCGUUUCCUUCGUGACGUGUGCUUUCCACCUGGCAAUAACUUGCCCCCGUCGCUGUACAUAAUGAAGAAGAUGUUGGACAUUCCAGACGCACAUGACUUUGAGAAGCACGUUUGUUUGAGCGACAAGUGCUUGUUCCCUGAUUUCCCUCGAGAUGAGUGGCACCAGCACCUGCAAGAUGAGUGCGGCUGCGGCCAUCGACGGUUUAAGCCUGCCCGGCCAGGACACCAACCAGUUCCGAACAAGAGGUUCUACGACUUCGGUGUCGAGAAUGUCGUGCGCGGCAUGUUCAUGGACCCACGGUUCUGCACGUUUCGCGGCACAGGGCGCGACAACAACCCUGAUGACUUCUACGGCUCGCGGUACGCACAAGACAUCAAUGCCAAGACUUCCGGCGAGUUCUUCGAGCCCGACAGCUCCGCUUACGACCUGGGCUUUGACUUCGGCGAGGUCUUCUCGUUCAAGAAGUACAGCUGCGGGAUGCUGUUCAUUCGGUGCGCGGACCUGCCAGUGACUCAACGCAGCAAGCGCCGCCACUGCUUCCCCCUGAUCAUCACGCCCGGACCUUCGGAGCCUGACUCAAUGGAAGUCUACUUGCGCCCAACACUGACAGCAUUCAAGGCCUUCGGGCCUGGCACCGAGGGUAUGACCGUGGUGGACGCUGCUUCGGGCCGGACCUUUGGGCACAAGAUGUUUCUGGGCAGUAUCUUUGCUGAUACGCCUGCAAACCGGACGUUGAGUCUUUGGCUCUCCCAUGCGGCCAAGAACGCAUGUGGGCACUGCAUGCUGCUGGGAGAGACUGGCCCUAACGGCCAUGGUACAUACUUUCUGGGGUACAACAAGCCGGCGGACAUCAACACAGCGCUGAACGUCCUGUUGCCACCUGACUGUUGUGGAAAGUAAUCAUGACUUGGCAUCGGCGCUGGGUUGCCAUGGCAUUUCCUGCAUAGCGAAGGAGCUGUCGUACAUAGACAUGAAUAACGUGUGGGUUGUGCCCAUAGCGCAUGCAGCUCUGUUCGGUGUCAUCAAGAAGUUCUGGCACUUUGUGCUGGGCGAGUCCGUCAAGAAGGCUGAGAGUGACUUUGUGUUAAGUGUAGAGGCUCGUCGCAGAAUGACUGCACGUGCAUCCCAUUUCAUCAUUACUAAUGACUUUAACCGACCCUACCGUGACAUUGUCCCCUGCUCGUACUGGACCAUGGAAGAAUGGCUGCACUGGACGGACUGCUUCUCCCUAUACGUCCUGCACUCGCACGGAGGGGAUCCUAAUAAAGUUGUGAUGCCGGUAGUUACACGGAAAGAUGAUGCAGGGCUGGAUCGUGAGUUUGACCUGGGGAGAAUGUGGGAGAUGUUGCGCACGGCCAUGCUGCAUUAUCUGCGGUAUGACCAAUUCUCGGAGGCUGCGUGUGACAGUGCAGCAGUAACCUUCAAACAGUUCUGCUGUGACUCGGAGCUCGUGUUUGGCAUGAAGUUUGCUACCUACAACAUGCAUCUACUGGCAUGUAGGCUACGCGAGCAGGAGCGUGCACGUGGGCACGUGGCGUUUGCAACUGAGUUCUGGGUCGAGCGCGGUGUGCAGCAGGUCAAAAGUGGGGUCAAGUUCCGCACAACCAGGUGUCCAGAGCAAAUUAUUGUGAGUGGGUUCCUUGCAAGUGCCCGGCUCGCUGAGAUGCGAGCUGAGCGUGGCAGGGGAGGUGGCACCGCGGAUGGUGGUGCAACGGGGCCAGCCGGGGUAGAGGCCGGCCAUGCACUGGCUGCGGGUGGGAGCCAGUACAAGUCAUUUGAUGAGUGGGUGCCAAAUUACCGUGCAGCACACGUCACAUUGACGGGGGAUGUUUGCGCGGAUGUAGAGGAUGGUGAGGGUUCCCAGCUGCUUGGGCGCGGAUAUGUGGCGGGUCCGACCGAGCGGACAGUUGUCUUCGAAGCAUUCAUGAAGGCUUUUAGUAAAGAGGACUUCGAGACACGUUCAGGUGUGGUGGAGGGUGACUUGCAGAACGCAAGUGUUAUUAUAUUCAAACGUGCACUUGUACGACGUGACCAGGUUUUACUAUCUACAAAGUAUAACUUGACCACUGCACGUGAGUCAUUUUAUGUGAAGACUAAGUAUGCGCCAUCCCUUGACACCCCAGAGGACGAUCAGGACGUGUCUGUGUAUGUUGGAGAGGUUGCAUUCUAUGCUCGUGUGCAAACCGUGCGUGGGGUUGUAUGCCGUGUGGCGAUUUGCGAAUUGCAUAAGGUGGAGGUGGUACGGCCGCAGUCGUUGUACUAUGCUGCAGACUUUAGUCGCCGCAAGGCAACCCCCAACCAAGAACGCCAGCAGACGUUCCUGAACUCGUUCCCCGUGCUAUUGCAAGCCAUUGACUCGAAGGUGAUGCGCUGCAAGCUCGACGAGAAUAAAAGUUACUUCAUUACGUACCACUUGUUUUCUCAGUUGCCAACCAAUGAUGGUGAUUGGCAAGGAGCAGUGCAAGUUGGGUAGCCGCUCACGCGGCUGAUGCAGUCUGUAACAUGAUGAUGUC